AAACCUUGAAACCUUGAAACCUUGUCCAAUCAAAAACAUCAGUGCGAAUCAGUGGGCGGAAUUUAUCUGUCAUAGGACAGGGGGGGUGUUUUUGAAGCUAGCGAAUAUCGAUUUACAGCGCAAUUUGUACCGUUUGUAUUGUGUUUUUAUAAUCAUGACAUCUACCCUUGAUGAUAGCGAAAAAGAAAAGGUAAGUUAUAAGCGAUGUACGCGAAUAACGUCGGAUCGUUAGCCAACUACCUAGCUAUUUGAUUAACGUAACGUUAGCUAGCCCGCUAACGCGGCUAGCUGUGGUUAGAUAAGACAAUGUAUCUAGUUAGCUAGGAAGUUUGAGACGCUCACUUUCUUCAAGCACAACGGUACGUUAUUUAUACAAUCGGCUAUCUAUGAUAACUUUAGCUGACUAGCUAAUGAACUGAAAGUAAGGCUGCUUAGCCUGCUAUCUAGCUAAAAGAAACACGUUAGUGUGUUGAAAGUAACAGUACGUUAGCUAACUUAGUAUUGUAUUUCCUUUGGUGUUGACCUAGCUAGCUAACGUUAACUUGUUAGCUAGCUACUUCACCGUCGAAUGUUGUCACAAUAUCUUAUGCAUUAUUGUAUUGUCACCAAUCCUGGCUACUUUAGUUUUGCCAUAAAAUGCUUGAUAUUGUAUUGUUCAAUUGUAUAGUGAGCGUUGUGCCAGUAACCGAAAGGUCGCUGGUUCUAAUCCCCGAGCCGAAUAGAUGAAAAAUAUGUCGAUGUGCCCUUGAGCAAGGCACUUAACCCAAUUGCUCCUGUAAGUCGCUCUGGAUAAGAGCGUCUGCUAAAUGACAAAAAAUAAUAAUAAUUGUAGGCUCUCUCUUAAGUCUUCUACUGCCUCUGCCAAGAGAGCUGGGCUUUUUUAAAAUUUUUUAUUUCACCUUUAUUUAACCAAGUAAGCCAGUUGAGAACAAGUUCUCAUUUACAACUGCGACCUGGCCAAGAUAAAGCAAAGCAGUGCGAUUUAAAAACAACAACACAGAGUUACAUAUGGGGUAAACAAAACCUACAGUCAAUAACACAACAGAAAAUAUAUAUACAGUGUGUGCGAAUGUAGUAAAUUAUGGAGGUAAGGCAAUAAAUAGGUCAUAAUGCAAAAUAAUUACAAUUUCGUAUUAACACUAGAAUGAUAGAUGUGCAAGAGAUGAUGUGCAAAUAGAGAUACUGGGGUGCAAAAUACAUAACAAUAUGGGGCUGAGGUAGUUGGGUGGGCUAAUUUCAGAAUGGCUGUGUACAGGUGCAGUGAUCGGUAAGGUGCUCUGACAACUGAUGCUUAAAGUUAGUGAGGGAGAUAAGAGUCUCCAGCUUCAGAGAUUUUUCGUUCCAGUCAUUGGCAGCAGAGAACUGGAAGGAAUGGCGGCCAAAGGAGGUUUUGGCUUUGGGGAUGACCAGUGAGAUAUACCUGCUGGAGCGGCAGACUACGGGUGGGUGUUGCUAUGGUGACCAGUGAGCUAAAAUAAGACAGGGAUUUGCCUAGCAGUGAUUUAUAGAUGACCUGGAGCCAGUGGGUUUGGUGACAAAUAUGUAGUGAGGGCCAGCCAACAAGAGUGUACAGGUCACAGUGGUGGGUAGUAUAUGGGGCUUUGGUGACAAAACGGCUGGCACUGUGAUGGACUACAUCCAAUUUGCUGAGUAGAGUGUUGGAGGCUAUUUUGUAAAUGACAUCGCCAAAGUCAAGGAUCUAUAGGAUAGUCAGUUUUACGAGGGCAUGUUUGGCAGCAUGAGUGAAGGAGGCUUUGUUGCGAAAUAGGAAGCCGAUUCUAGAUUUAACUUUUGAUUGGAGAUGCUUAAUAUGAGUCUGGAAGGAGAGUUUACAGUCUAACCAGACACCUAGGUAUUUGUAGUUGUCCACAUACUCUAGGUCAGACCCGCCGAGAGUAGUGAUUCUAGUCGGGUGGGUGGGUGCAAGCAGCGUUCAGUUGAAGAGCAUUCAUUUAGUUUUACUAGUGUUUAAGAGCAGUUGGAGGCUAUGGAAGGAGUGUUGUAUGGCGUUGAAGCUCGUUUGGAGGUUUGUUAACAGUGUCCAAUGAAGGGCCAGAUGUAUACAAAAUGGUGUCGUCCGCGUAGAGGUGGAUCCAAGUGUCACCAGCAGCAAGAGCGACAUCAUUGAUAUACACAGAGAAUAGAAUUGGCCCGAGAAUUGAACCCUGUGGCACCCCCACAGACUGCCAUAGGUCCAGACAACAGGCCCUCCGAUUUGACACAUUGAACUCUAUCUGAGAAGUAGUUGGUGAACCAGGCGAGGCAGUCAUUUGAGAAACCAAGGCUAUUUAGUCUGCCAAUAAGAAUGCGGUGGUUGACAGUCGAAAGCCUUGGCCAGGUCGAUGAAGACUGCUGCACAGUACUGUCUUUUAUCGAUCGCGGUUAUAAUAUCGUUUAGGACCUUGAGCGUGGUUGAGGUGCACCCAUGACCAGCUCGGAAACCGGAUUGCAUAGCGGAGAAUGUACGGUGGGAUUCGAAAUGGUCGGUGAUCUGUUUGUUAACUUGGCUUUCAAGUUAAGGGGGGGGGGGGGGGAGGGCAAGUUGCAGCGGAGGGUGCAGAGCUUUUAUGUCACGGAUGGCAGUGCAUUGGCUUCUUCAAUAACGUCAGACCAGGCUCGCUGGUUCAAUUUCUGCUCUUGCCGUUUCCCCCCGAUCACUAUAUUUGGAAUGAUAUGUGGCUAGAGGGCUAUUGAUUUUUGAGUGUGGAGCACAGACCAGUGAGCUAACCAUUGCCUUUGGUGACUUGCAACGUGGCAGGAACAGGUUACUUUUUUGCAUUGCAUAUUCUUUGGUGCACAAUAAAUCACAAUAGUGUUGUGCGCAAAGUAUUGUCCUGGCCAAUGACAGAAGAACUCAGAUGGCUUACAUAUGGACUGGCUUGGAAUUGGAAAGUCCUGCGGUUUUUUUUCAUUUCCUGUUAGACUUUACAGAGGAAACUAACACUGCUAUAUUUCUGAUGACUCUGCAAUGCUGAGUAUCAGAGUACAGGCUGUGGAUCAUUCACACAGUACUAGCCUAUCUAUCUAUGAAUCCUAAUAACAUCUGGAUCAAGUUUAUGAUCAAGGUUUCUCAAAUCCUGUUCAAAUUAUGUUUCACCCACUCAAACAGAAACAGCUGUUCAGAUGGGAGAAAUGGAGCCUUGACAACAAUAACCAUAGGGAGUGUUAAGAUGCUACAAACAGAUCUGGGACCAGGCUAGGAGAAAUGUACACUAGCAGAUUCUUGGGAACCCUGACUUACCCAUUUCGGGAGAACAGCUGGAGUAAUUCCACCAAUUUAGUGUGUGUGUAAUUCAAUCCCAAGUAUGAGUCACAUAUCACAGGGCUUUGAAUUCAGUGAAGAGUAAUGAGACUUACUGGUAAUCCACUCUAAAGUGAAAGAAAGCCUUCAUUUGUGUUGUGUUAGACCAGAUCUCUCUCCACUCUGUCCUCUCCAGUCUAAGGUCACAUUCAAUAGUACAUGGGUAGUCAACAGUAAGGUUUUCAAGAAUAUGUUAGGGAGUUUGGAAUAGGUAUCCCUGAGACAUGAUACGCCAUAAUCUACUGACGUGUCUUAAAGGUAGGGUCUAGGCCACUUGUUGUCCAGGCCUCACAUAGCCUACAGACAGCAUUCCCUUCCUGUGAAUGCCCUCCUCUAGAAUAGAUCAGAAAUAUUCAGUUGAAUUUCUGUCUCACACACAAGCAUAUGUAACAUAUUUCACAGAUGAAGGAUUCUGCCAACUGGUAGUUGUGGAAGUUGACCGUGUCCUUGAUUCUGUCCCCCAUCUCUUAGGCACACUCUGUGUCUGUGGACCUAAACAACGACGCCUCUCUACUCAUCGACAUUCCUGAUGCACUCUGUGAACGAGACAAAGUCAAGUUCACUGUCCACACCAAGGUAUGUAUUAAAAAUGUACCAGUCUUUAUCCUUCUCUCACGUCACCCCGCUCCUCCACACACUCCACUGGCUUCCAGUUGAAGCUCGCAUCUGCUACAAGACCAUGGUGCUUGCCUACGGAGCUGUGAGGGGAACGGCACCGCCGUACCUUCAGGCUCUGAUCAGUCCCUACACCCAAACGAGGGCAUUGCGUUCAUCCACCUCUGGCCUGCUGGCUCCCCUUCCUCUGCGGAAGCAUAGUUCCCGCUCAGCCCAGUCAAAACUGUUCGCUGCUCUGGCACCCCAAUGGUGGAACAAGCUCCCUCACGACGCCAGGACAGCGGAGUCACUCACCACCUUCCGGAGACACUUGAAACCCUACCUCUUUAAGGAAUACCUGGAAUAGUAUAAAAGUAAUCCUUCUACCCCCACCCCACCCCCCACGUGCUGCCAAAUUCUCUAAAACGAUGUUGGAGGGUGUCUUGUGGUAGAGACAUUAACAUACAAUUAUCUGGCAACAGCUCUGGUGGACAUUGUUGCAGUCAGCAUGCCAUCUGCAAGCUCCCUCAAAUUUUGAGACGUCUGUGGCAUUGUGUUGUGUGACAAAACUGCACAUUUGAGAGUGCCUUUUAUUGUCCCCAGCACAAGGUCCACUAAUGUAAUGAUCAUGCUGUUUAAUCAGCUUCUUGAUAUGCCACACCUGUCAGGUGGAUGGAUUAUCUUGGCAAAGGAGAAAUGCUCACUAACAGGGAUGUAAACAAAUUUGAGAGAAAUAAGCUUUUUGUGCGCCUGGAAAAUUUCAGGGAUCUUUUAUUUCGGCUCAUGAAACAUGGGACCAGCACUUUACAUGUUGUGUUUAUAUUUUUGUUCAGUGUAUAUUAAAGCCUUUUGAUAAUGCACUUUAAAUGGAGCUUGACUUGAAUUGUCUUGUCUGUCUCACCAGACCACCCUGAGCUCCUUCCAGAAGCCAGACUUCUCUGUUCCUAGGCAACAUGAGGACUUUAUCUGGCUCCAUGACACGCUGGUUGAAACUGAAGACUAUGCUGGGCUCAUUGUGAGUGACCUGUUAAGUCCACCACACACACACACACACACACACACACACACACACGCUGGUUUGAGACUAUGCCGGUCUCAUCGUGAGUGACUUGAAUAGUCUACGGCAGUGGUUCUCAACUGGUUUUGCCUCGGGACCCAAAUUGAACCAGGUUGUCUCAGUCGCGACCCAAUAUUCGCAUCCCAAAAAGAAUAGCCAAAAAUACAAUCUGGAAAACUAUUUUUAAUGCUAUAUUGAUAUUGAAUGUAGCAAUUCUAUGACAAGGGAACAACAUUCCCACCUCUUUCAUUGUCAAUAAUAUAAUUUUGCCCAUAUUCAAGAUGAAUGUUAGUAAACUCACUGGUUUGAGACUACAAAAAUCUACCAAAAUGGCGCUGCUAAUAGCUCUAUAUUAAGUUCAUUAUCAUUCCUACACGCUUUCUACCUGGUUUAAGUCGUUUAAGUUCGGAGGAUGUUGUCAUUACAUUUUUUAUUGUAAUUUAAUUUUUUACUGAGACACCCACGACCAACCAGUUGAGAAUCGCUGGUCUACGGACCACACACACCACUUAUUUAUAGUUGAAUGUAAUUUCACAAGUUCACUGUCAUUACAUGUAAGUGUUACUUGAAGGGGAAUGUGCGGAGGACUCUGUAGUGUCUGCUCAAAUGUUCUUAAUACCAUCGGCUCUAUCACUGAGUUUUAUUACAGCUCUGCAUACAGCUGGUGUAAGAAAUCUUACCAGAAACUCACCUCUCCUCCUUUCCUCUCCCGCCUCUCCCUGUCUGUCCAGAUCCCUCCAGCCCCCCCGAAGCCAGACUUUGAGAGCCCCAGGGAGAAGAUGCAUAAACUGGGAGAGGGAGAAGCCACCAUGACCAAGGAGGAAUACGCCAAGAUGAAGCAGGAGUUAGAAGCGUGAGUUCUGACCCUUACCCCUUGUCACUGUGUCCAAGCUUAAUUGGCACAGUUUUAAAAUAUUUCUCUUUGAAAAUGGUUCUUAAUGAUUCCUGUGGGAAGGAUUCUGGUGAUUUCAAUCUCGUGACUGUCUGUGUGUGUAUCUGUGUCUGUCUGUCUGUCUAUGUGUGCUCUAUCAGUUAGUAAUUCGCUGUCUGCCGGCUCUGUCUCUCUUCUAGUGAGUACCUGGCUGUAUUCAAGAAGACUGUUCAAGUCCACGAAGUAUUCUUGCAGCGACUAUCUUCUCACCCCAUCCUGAGCAAGGACAGAAACUUCCAGAUAUUCCUGGAGUAUGACCAGGAUGUGAGUUUGACACUGAAAAGGAAACAUAGAAGACAGACUGCAUACUUUCCAGUAGUACUGACUUCCUGGUUCGCUGCUGGGUCGUGUUCACUAGAGCACACCGUAGCAAAACAUUUUGCAGUGGAAAAUGAACGUUUGUUAUUGGACGGUUCAGAUAGUACCUCUGUUUCGAGUCGUUUUGUGCCUACUGAACACUACCCUCUGGUCAGUACUGUAGGAGGGAGAGGUGGAGGACAGGACUGUAGGAGGGAGAGGUGGAGGACAGGACCGUAGGAGGGAGAGGACAGGACCGUAGGAGGGAGAGGUGGAGGACAGAACUGUAGGAGGGAGAGAUGGAGGACAGGACAGUAGGAGGGAGAGGUGGAGGACAGGACCGUAGGAGGGAGAGGUGGAGGACAGAACUGUAGGAGGGAGAGGUGGAGGACAGGACUGUAGGAGGGAGAGGUGGAGGACAGGACAGUAGGAGGGAGAGGUGGAGGACAGGACCGUAGGAGGGAGAGGUGGAGGACAGGACCGUAGGAGGUGGAGGACAGGACCGUAGGAGGUGGAGGACAGGACCGUAGGAGGUGGAGGACAGGACCGUAGGAGGUGGAGGACAGGACCGUAGGAGGUGGAGGUGGAGGACAGGACCGUAGGAGGGAGAGGUGGAGGACAGGACCGUAGGAGGGAGAGGUGGAGGACAGGACUGUAGGAGGUGGAGGACAGGACUGUAGGAGGUGGAGGACAGGACCGUAGGAGGUGGAGGACAGGACCGUAGGAGGGAGAGGUGGAGGACAGGGACUGUAGGAGGUGGAGGACAGGACUGUAGGAGGUGGAGGACAGGACUGUAGGAGGUGGAGGACAGGACCGUAGGAGGGAGAGGUGGAGGACAGGACUGUAGGAGGUGGAGGUGGAGGACAGGACUGUAGGAGGGAGAGGUGGAGGACAGGACUGUAGGAGGGAGAGGUGGAGGACAGGACUGUAGGAGGUGGAGGUGGAGGACAGGACUGUAGGAGGGAGAGGUGGAGGACAGGACUGUAGGAGGGAGAGGUGGAGGACAGGACCGUAGGAGGGAGAGGUGGAGGACAGGACCGUAGGAGGUGGAGGACAGGACCGUAGGAGGUGGAGGACAGGACCGUAGGAGGUGGAGGACAGGACCGUAGGAGGGGGAGGACAGGACUGUAGGAGGAAGAGGACAGGACCGUAGGAGGGAGAGGUGGAGGACAGGACUGUAGGAGGUGGAGGACAGGACUGUAGGAGGGAGAGGUGGAGGACAGGACUGUAGGAGGGAGAGAUGGAGGACAGGACCGUAGGAGGGAGAGGUGGAGGACAGGACCGUAGGAGGGAGAGGUGGAGGACAGGACCGUAGGAGGGAGAGAUGGAGGACAGGACCGUAGGAGGUGGAGGUGGAGGACAGGACUGUAGGAGGUGGAGGACAGGACCGUAGGAGGGAGAGGUGGAGGACAGGACUGUAGGAGGGAGAGGUGGAGGACAGGACUGUAGGAGGUGGAGGACUGUAGGAGGUGGAGGACAGGACCGUAGGAGGUGGAGGACAGGACCGUAGGAGGUGGAGGACAGGACCGUAGGAGGGAGAGGUGGAGGACAGGACCGUAGGAGGGAGAGGUGGAGGACAGGACCGUAGGAGGUGGAGGACAGGACCGUAGGAGGUGGAGGACAGGACCGUAGGAGGUGGAGGACAGGACCGUAGGAGGUGGAGGACAGGACCGUAGGAGGGGGAGGACAGGACUGUAGGAGGAAGAGGACAGGACCGUAGGAGGGAGAGGUGGAGGACAGGACUGUAGGAGGUGGAGGACAGGACUGUAGGAGGGAGAGGUGGAGGACAGGACUGUAGGAGGGAGAGAUGGAGGACAGGACCGUAGGAGGGAGAGGUGGAGGACAGGACCGUAGGAGGGAGAGGUGGAGGACAGGACCGUAGGAGGGAGAGAUGGAGGACAGGACCGUAGGAGGUGGAGGUGGAGGACAGGACUGUAGGAGGUGGAGGACAGGACCGUAGGAGGGAGAGGUGGAGGACAGGACUGUAGGAGGGAGAGGUGGAGGACAGGACUGUAGGAGGUGGAGGACUGUAGAGGUUGGAGGACAGGACCGUAGGAGGUGGAGGACAGGACCGUAGGAGGUGGAGGACAGGACCGUAGGAGGUGGAGGACAGGACCGUAGGAGGGAGAGUGGAGGACAGAACUGUAGGAGGGAGAGGUGGAGGACAGGAGUGUAGGAGGGAGAGGUGGAGGACAGGACUGUAGGAGGGAGAGGUGGAGGACAGGAGUGUAGGAGGGAGAGGUGGAGGACAGGAGUGAGAGGGAGAGGUGGAGGACAGGACUGUAGGAGGGAGAGGUGGAGGAAGGACUGUAGGAGGGAGAGGUGGAGGACAGGACUGUAGGAGGUGGAGGACAGACUGUAGGAGGUGGAGGACAGGACUGUAGGAGGUGGAGGACAGGACCGUAGGAGGGAGAGGUGGAGGACAGGACUGUAGGAGGUGGAGACAGGACUGUAGGAGUGGAGGACAGGACCGUAGGAGGGAGAGGUGGGGAGGACAGACCGUAGGAGGGAGAGGUGGAGGACAGGACCGUAGGAGGGAGAGGUGGAGGACAGGACUGUAGGAGGUGGAGGACAGGACCGUAGGAGGUGGAGGACAGGACCGUAGGAGGUGGAGGACAGGACCGUAGGAGGUGGAGGACAGGACCGUAGGAGGUGGAGGACAGGACCGUAGGAGGUGGAGGGACAGGACCGUAGGAGGGGAGGACAGGACCGUAGGAGGUGGAGGACAGGACCGUAGGAGUGGAGGACAGGACCGUAGGAGGUGGAGGACCAGGACCGUAGGAGGGAGAGGUGGAGGACAGGACCGUAGGAGGGAGAGAUGGAGGACAGGACCGUAGGAGGUGGAGGUGGAGGACAGGACUGUAGGAGGGAGAGGUGGAGGACAGGACUGUAGGAGGUGGAGGACAGGACUGUAGGAGGUGGAGGACAGGACCGUAGGAGGUGGAGGACAGGACCGUAGGAGGGAGAGGUGGAGGACAGGACUGUAGGAGGUGGAGGACAGGACCGUAGGAGGGAGAGGUGGAGGACAGGACCGUAGGAGGGAGAGGUGGAGGACAGGACUGUAGGAGGUGGAGGACAGGACUGUAGGAGGGAGAGGUGGAGGACAGGACUGUAGGAGGGAGAGGUGGAGGACAGGACUGUAGGAGGGAGAGGUGGAGGACAGGACCGUAGGAGGUGGAGGACAGGACUGUAGGAGGUGGAGGACAGGACCGUAGGAGGUGGAGGACAGGACCGUAGGAGGUGGAGGACAGGACCGUAGGAGGGAGAGGACAGGACUGUAGGAGGAAGAGGACAGGACCGUAGGAGGGAGAGGUGGAGGACAGGACUGUAGGAGGGAGAGGUGGAGGACAGGACUGUAGGAGGGAGAGGUGGAGGACAGGACCGUAGGAGGUGGAGGACAGGACUGUAGGAGGUGGAGGACAGGACCGUAGGAGGUGGAGGACAGGACCGUAGGAGGUGGAGGACAGGACCGUAGGAGGGAGAGGACAGGACUGUAGGAGGAAGAGGACAGGACCGUAGGAGGGAGAGGUGGAGGACAGGACUGUAGGAGGGAGAGGUGGAGGACAGGACCGUAGGAGGGAGAGGUGGAGGACAGGACCGUAGGAGGUGGAGGACAGGACUGUAGGAGGGAGAGGUGGAGGACAGGACCGUAGGAGGGAGAGGUGGAGGACAGGACCGUAGGAGGGAGAGGUGGAGGACAGGACCGUAGGAGGUGGAGGACAGGACUGUAGGAGGGAGAGGUGGAGGACAGGACCGUAGGAGGGAGAGAUGGAGGACAGGACCGUAGGAGGUGGAGGUGGAGGACAGGACUGUAGGAGGUGGAGGACAGGACCGUAGGAGGGAGAGGUGGAGGACAGGACUGUAGGAGGGAGAGGUGGAGGACAGGACUGUAGGAGGUGGAGGACUGUAGGAGGUGGAGGACAGGACCGUAGGAGGUGGAGGACAGGACCGUAGGAGGUGGAGGACAGGACCGUAGGAGGUGGAGGACAGGACCGUAGGAGGUGGAGGACAGGACUGUAGGAGGUGGAGGACAGGACUGUAGGAGGUGGAGGACAGGACUGUAGGAGGUGGAGGACAGGACUGUAGGAGGUGGAGGACAGGACUGUAGGAGGUGGAGGACAGGACUGUAGGAGGUGGAGGACAGGACCGUAGGAGGUGGAGGACAGGACUGUAGGAGGUGGAGGUGGAGGACAGGACUGUAGGAGGGAGAGGUGGAGGACAGGACUGUAGGAGGGAGAGGUGGAGGACAGGACUGUAGGAGGUGGAGGACAGGACCGUAGGAGGUGGAGGACAGGACCGUAGGAGGUGGAGGACAGGACCGUAGGAGGUGGAGGACAGGACCGUAGGAGGUGGAGGACAGGACCGUAGGAGGGAGAGGUGGAGGACAGGACCGUAGGAGGGAGAGGUGGAGGACAGGACCGUAGGAGGGAGAGGUGGAGGACAGGAAAGAGAGAGGGCAGCAGACCUACUGAAUGACACACACAUCCUGCUGCUGACUUCAGCUGUAAUUCUAGACCAUUCUCUCGCUGUCAGUGGAGCUGUUAGUCAACUGGGGUCAGCUGAGAUGGAUUUGUUCAUCCUUUUGGGAAAUGUUAUACAGGCAUAUUCAGUGUGAUGCUUAUUGUAUUAAUGCUGAACCCUCUUCAUUCCUAUUUGGCACAAAAGGGCUCCAUAAGAGGAACUGUUGCAGCUCACAUAAUCAAUGUUACAUUGCCAACUUCUACUGUGAUGUCAUUAGCUGAGUCAUGUCUCUGAAUAAAUCCGUUCCCUCCCUGUGAUUGGUCUGUGUAGCUGAGCGUACGGAGGAAAAAUGCCAAGGAGACGUUUGGAAGUUUCUUUAAGAAUAUGGUGAAGAGUGCUGACGAGGUCAUCAUCUCAGGGAUAAAGGUGGGUGUGGCCUCCUCAUAUCAUACAGUAGCCGCGUUCGAGAGCAUCAAAUCCAUGAUGCAUUGUGGGAAAAUAGUGACUGACUGAUCUACAAAUAAUAAUGAGUAGUUAUUUAUGCAAGGUGAUUUCUAGAUCAGUCAGUCCAGUCAGCAGUCGCCUGCACUGUCGGUUGAAUUGUCAAACAAGCCCGAUGCUUUUACUGUGUAUUUCCAUGGAAAUCCAUUUUGCGAGGUCGGCUAUGCAUUAAAAACUAGACCGAGAAAAUCAGUACAAUGCAUUACAGUAGCAGACUCUAAGAAAGAGAAACGGAACGUCACGGUUCUGCUGAGCAGGGCCCUUCAUAUCCAGAAUGAAGAUCUGGCUUUGUAUGUGUGACUGUAUUUUAGGCAGAAGGUUGAUGCCUUUUAAACAGAACCUAAAUUAUUUUCCAAUCGUUUUGUUCUGAACAGAACCACUAUUUUUUUUUUGUUCAUUCCGACCAGCAAAAUAAAGUUGUGAACUGGUUCGAACCCCCCAAAAAAGUACUGGUUUAUGUUGUUCCUUUUUAACAUGUGAAAUCAAUAUAUAUUUUUUUACAUUUAGCUAAUUAAAUGACUUCACCAAUCAGUGCAGUUAGAGCAGGCAAGCUAGUUGUUUACAUGCGUGAUGGACAGACAAGUGUAACCUAUGGUGCAAGAUGUGACUGAAGGGUUGAGGAGCAGGCUUGAAGCGCUGGGCAUCUUAUCACAUGUAUUAUCUGAAUUAGGUCCACAGAAUUAUACCUAGGAGGAGUUGCUUCUAUGAAGGAACUUUGAAUGUCCUUUGAGCUAGCUAGCUAACGCGUUGGUGUGUGCAGAGCAGCAACAGAAUUAAAAACACAUCUUACCUUUUUUGUAGUUAAUAUAAAAUCUACGUGAAACGUGAUAACUAGGCCUAUAGAAUCCUUAGCUAGCAUUUGAAAAAAGUUAAUCCAUUCUUCUCUAGCUAAUAAAAUAUCUCUAUCUUCUCACGCUUCUAACGUCAGUCCAGUAGCCUAUACUUCAGAGGGGCAGGUUGUCUAAACACGCACACCCACUGGCAAAGAUUUUCAGCUCGCUGGAAUAUGUUUCUGAGUGACAGCGAGGGCUUUGCAUAGGCUCUUUGUCGCGUUUUUUUGUGGGACUAGAAAAUAAUGCCAGGAACGUAAAAUAACGUUAUCAACCGGUUUCCAUGCUUUUAAAAUAACGGUUCUGUUCCUUGAACAUUUGUUGUUUUCCAUCCUGUUCCCUGAACCGGUUCCAACCCCUGCUUUUAAAUUAUUUUUCUUGCAGGAAGUAGAUGAUUUCUUUGAGCAGGAGAAGACCUUCCUGCUUGAUUAUUCGUCUAAGAUCAAAGACUCCACUGCCAGGGCAGAGAAGAUGACCCGCUCCCACAAAAGUAGGACUAUGAUGACAACAACAACCCUAACAAACAUCUUUGUUGUCAAAUAUGAAUCGGAAAUGUCUUUUUGCUUUCUUGUGUUAUUGAUAAGAACAGUUAUUUUCCUUUUUCAUAGAUGAUUCAGUCACAUUUAUUUUAUAAAGACCUUUUUACAUCAGCAGUUGUCACAAAGUGCUUUAAAGAUACCCAGCCUAAAAGUCCCAAAGAGCAAGGCUCAGAGGGGUGGCCAGUCCUCUUCUGGCUGUACCGGGUAGAGAGGAACCAGGUUCAGAGGGGUGGCCAGUCCUCUUCUGGCUGUACUGGGUAGAGAGGAACCAGGCUCUGAGGGGUGGCCAGUCCUUUUCUGGCUGUACUAGGUAGAGAGGAACCAGGCUCAGAGGGGUGGCCAGUCCUCUUCUGGCUGUACCGGGUAGAGAGGAACCAGGCUCAGAGGGGUGGCCAGUCCUCUUCUGGCUGUACCGGGUAGAGAGGAACCAGGCUCAGAGGGGUGGCCAGUCCUCUUCUGGCUGUACCGGGUAGAGAGGAACCAGGCUCAGAGGGGUGGCCAGUCCUCUUCUGGCUGUACCGGGUAGAGAGGAACCAGGCUCAGAGGGGUGGCCAGUCCUCUUCUGGCUGUACCGGGUAGAGAGGAACCAGGCUCAGAGGGGUGGCCAGUCCUCUUCUGGCUGUACCGGGUAGAGAGGAACCAGGCUCAGAGGGGUGGCCAGUCCUCUUCUGGCUGUACCGGGUAGAGAUUUAAGAGUACAUGUGGCCAUUAAGGCCAGAUAGUUUUCAAGACGUUCAAACAUUCAUAGAUGACCAGCAGGAUGUGGUACAACGUCUUCCAGUUACCCAUACUGAGUGUUGAUUGUCUUGUCUCUCUUUGUCUCAGAUGUUGCUGACGAUUACAUCCACAUCUCUUCCACUUUGAACAGUCUCUCUGUCGAUGACAACACAGCACUUAAAAAGUAAGUAACAACAUACAGUGCCUUCGGAAAAUAUUCAGACCCCUUGACUUUUUCCACAUUUCGUUAGGUUACAGCCUUAUUCUAAAAUGGAUCAAAUAGUUUUUUCCCCUCAUCAAUCUACACACAAUACUGCAUAAUGACAAAGCAAAAAUAGGUUUUUAUAAAUUGUUGCUAAUUUAUAAAAAUUUAAUGGAAAUAUCACAUUUACAUAUGUAUUCAGACCCUUUACUCAGUACUUUGUUGAAGCACCUUUGGCAGCGAUUACAGCCUUGAGUCUUCUUGGGUAUGACGCUACAAGCUUGGCACACCUGUAUUUGGGGAGUUUCUCCCAUUGUUCUCUGCAGAUCCUCUCAACCUCUCUCAGGUCGGAUGGGGAGCGUUCCUGCACAGCUAUUUUCAGGUCUAUCCCGAGAUGUUCGAUCGGGUUCAAGUCCGGGCACUGGCUGGGCCACUCAAGGACAUUGAGACUUGUCCCGAAGCCACUCCCGCAUUGUCUUGGCUGUAUGCUUAGGGUCGUUGUCCUGUUGGAAGGUGAACCUUCGCCCCAGUCUGAGGUCCUGAGCGCUCUGGAGCAGGUUUUCAUCAAGGAUCUCUCUGUACUUCGCUCCAUUAAUCUUUCCCUCGAUCCUGACUAGUCUCCCAGUCCCUGCCGCUGAAAAACAUCCCCACAGCAUGAUGCUGCCACCACCGUGCUUCACCGUAGGGAUGGUGCCAGGUUUCCUCCAGACGUGACGCUUGGCAUUCAGGCCAAAGAGUUCAAUCUUGGUUUCAUCAGACCAGAGAAUCUUGUUUCUCAUGGUCUGAGAGUCUUUUAGGUGCCUUUUGGCAAACUCCAAGCGGGCUGUUAUGUGCCUUUUACUGAGGAGUGGCUUCCGUCUGGCCACUCUACCAUAAAGGCCUGAUUGGCGGAGUGCUGCAGAGAUGGUUGUCCUUCUAAAAGGUUCUCCCAACUCCACAGAGGAACUCUGGAGCUCUGUCAGAGUGACCAUUGGGUUCUUGGUCACCUCCCUGACCAAGGCCCUUCUCCCCUGAUUGCUCAGAGCUGGCCAGGCGGCCAGUGGUGGUGGUUCCAAACUUCUUCCAUUUAAGAAUGAUGGAGGCCACUGUGUUGUUGGGGACCUUCAAUGCUGCAGACAUUUCAUGGUACCCUUCCCCAGAGCUGUGCCUCAACACAAUCUUGCAUCGGAGCUCUAUGGACAAUUCCUUCGACCUCAUGGCUUGGUUUUUGCUCUGACAUACACUGUCAACUGUGGGACCUUAUAUAGACAGGUGUGUGCCUUUCCAAAUCAUGUCCAAUCAAUUGAAUUUACCACAGGUGGACUCCAAUCAAGUUGUUGAAACAUCUCAAGGAUGAUCAAUGGAAACAGGAUGCACCUGAGCUCAAUUUCGAGUCUCAUAGCAAAGGGUCUGAAUACUUAUGUAAAUAAGGUUUCUGUUUCCAUUGUUGUGUCUGUUUCCACUGUUUUUUAUUUUUAAUAAAUUUGCCACAGUUUCUAAAAACCUGUUUUCACUUUGUCGUUACGGGGUAUUGUGUGUAGAUUGCUGAGGAUUUUUUAUUUAAUCCAUUUUAGAAUAAGGCUGUAACGUAACAAAAUGUGGAAAAAGUCAAGGGGUCUGAAUACUUUCCGAAGGCAUCUUAUUAUAGUACUAAGUAUGUGAAUGGGGGCCAUUUGUUAACUCAAGCCAACAACAGGUUGCUAAAUUAAUGGUUUACAUCUCAACCAAUAACAGAAAAACGAAAGAGAAUGUUCUGACUUUGCUCAACUGUUGAUGGUUUGUGUAUUCCCUUCAGGCUCCUUGAGAAGUUAGCCGACCUGUUUGAGAAACUACGGGUAAGAACCACACUGCCGGUCUUCUGCACUCCUCAUCCUCAACUAUUUCCUAUCUUUAUUAACUUUUAUAUGAUCCCUUUUAUUGUCCAUUUCCAUGCAAAUUCAUUUAGUGAAGUCAGCAAUACAUUUAAACACUUGUGUUUGCUUUUGUGAGCUGUUCAUAUUUCAUUUUUAUUUCAUUUUUUUAAAGUGACUAGGCAACAGGAUAGAUAAUAGACAGUAGCAGCAGUAUACUGUAGGUAGGGGUAAAGUGACUAGGCAACAGGAUAGAUAAUAGACAGUAGCAGCAGUAUACUGUAGGUAGGGGUAAAGUGACUAGACAACAGGAUAGAUAAUAGACAGUAGCAGCAGUAUACUGUAGGUAGGGGUAAAGGGACUAGACAACAGGAUAGAUAAUAGACAGUAGCAGCAGUAUACUGUAGGUAGGGGUAAAGUGACUAGGCAACAGGAUAGAUAAUAGACAGUAGCAGCAGUAUACUGUAGGUAGGGGUAAAGGGACUAGACAACAGGAUAGAUAAUAGACAGUAGCAGCAGUAUACUGUAGGUAGGGGUAAAGUGACUAGGCAACAGGAUAGAUAAUAGACAGUAGCAGCAGUAUACUGUAGGUAGGGGUAAAGUGACUAGGCAACAGGAUAGAUAAUAGACAGUAGCAGCAGUAUACUGUAGGUAGGGGUAAAGUGACUAGGCAACAGGAUAGAUAAUAGACAGUAGCAGCAGUAUACUGUAGGUAGGGGUAAAGUGACUAGACAACAGGAUAGAUAAUAGACAGUAGCAGCAGUAUACUGUAGGUAGGGGUAAAGUGACUAGACAACAGGAUAGAUAAUAGACAGUAGCAGCAGUAUAUUGUAGGUAGGGGUAAAGUGACUAGACAACAGGAUAGAUAAUAGACAGUAGCAGCAGCAUACUGUAGGUAGGGGUAAAGUGACUAGACAACAGGAUAGAUAAUAGACAGUAGCAGCAGUAUACUGUAGGUAGGGGUAAAGGGACUAGGCAACAGGAUAGAUAAUAGACAGUAGCAGCAGUAUACUGUAGGUAGGGGUAAAGUGACUAGACAACAGGAUAGAUAAUAGACAGUAGCAGCAGUAUACUGUAGGUAGGGGUAAAGGGACUAGGCAACAGGAUAGAUAAUAGACAGUAGCAGCAGUAUACUGUAGGUAGGGGUAAAGUGACUAGGCAACAGGAUAGAUAAUAGACAGUAGCAGCAGUAUACUGUAGGUAGGGGUAAAGUGACUAGACAACAGGAUAGAUAAUAGACAGUAGCAGCAGUAUACUGUAGGUAGGGGUAAAGUGACUAGGCAACAGGAUAGAUAAUAGACAGUAGCAGCAGCAUAUUUGACGAGUCAAAACAGUUAGUGCAAAAGGGUAGUCCGGGUAGGGGGGUAGGGGGGGGGGGUGGAGCGACGUCAUAACGUCUGCUAAAUGACGUGAAUGUGCCCUUGAGCAAGGCACUUAACCCUAAUUGCUCCUGUGAGUCGCUCUGGAUAAGAGCGUCUGCUAAAUGACUAAAAUGUAAAAUGUAAAUAUAACAUCUGUGUUCUAUCUAUCUGCUCCUGUCUGUAGAAAGUGGAGGGCAGAGUGGCGUCAUAACAUCUGUGUUCUAUCUAUCUGGUCUGUAGAAGGUGGAGGGCAGAGUGGCGUCAUAACAUCUGUGUUCUAUCUAUCUGGUCCUGUCUGUAGAAGGUGGAGGGCAGAGUGGCGUCAGACGAGGAGCUGAAGCUCACCGAGUUGCUCCGAUACUACAUGAGGGACAUCCAGGCAGCUAAGGUGAGCCACCUCUAGUCUGUCAGUCUGUUUCUCUGUCAAAAACCCUGAUGAACUUCUUUUGACUGUUGAAAUGUUGGUUGUGACAUCCAUUGAACUGUUUGUGGAGCAUCCAAGACCCCCAGAGUGCUGGAGUUUAUUCCUUUUUAUUGAAUAGUUUUUUUUUCUCUCAAUGCACCUGGAAACACAAUAGGCGUACAUAUUACUUACAUUACCUGGAAACACGAUAGGCGUACAUAUUACUUACAUUACCUGGAAACACGAUAGGCGUACAUAUUACUUACAUUACCUGGAAACACGAUAGGCGUACAUAUUACUUACAUUACUUUUUUCAAGGACAAGAAAAUAACAGGCUUAUUGUGACCACAGAUAUAAAAAAAAACAGCUAGGUCAGUGAUAUUUCACCGGAUGUAUAAAUGUGAAGCAUCCGGUUGGCGUUUCCAUUCACUACCAAAUAUGAUGAGGAGAGGAAUCCCAUUGGCCGGCAGUGGGAGAAGAUGGCACGAGAUGGAUUUUGGCCAACAUUCUGCUAAUUUUCUCAUCGUUGAAACAUUUAAUCUCCAUAGAGUUUUCUGUUUCCAAAACUAGAGUCUGUAACAAAGAGUGGACUGCAUUUUGUAGACUUUACCCUUUGCCAAAGUUUAUAAAAAUUGCGUUGUUUAGAAGGAAUGCAAGGACGAAUUGAGUGUAUUGCACACACGCAUUUCACAGAGGAUCUCACUAGCUCGUGCUUGGCUCUGCCCACCUCCUUGCUUGUUCUGCCCACUAUGAUUAAUUUGCUCCCAUUGGAAAGGACAGGAAGCUCUGGUCUAUCUUGGGUCAGUUAUUAUCUUUAUCACUCUGAGAAAUUCUGUAUUUUUCUUAAACGCUACAUGAACGUGGAUGUGUCUUAACCUCUCUAUGGAUGUGUCUUGACCUCUCUAUGGAUGUGUCUUGACCUCUCUAUGGAUGUGUCUUGACCUCUCUAUGGAUGUGUCUUGACCUCUCUGGAUGUGUCUUGACCUCUCUGGAUGUGUCUUGACCUCUCUGGAUGUGUCUUGACCUCUCUAUGGAUGUGUCUUGACCUCUCUAUGGAUGUGUCUUGACCUCUCUAUGGAUGUGUCUUGACCUCCUAUAUGGAUGUGUCUUGACCUCCUAUAUGGAUGUGUCUUGACCUCUCUAUGGAUGUGUCUUGACCUCCUAUAUGGAUUUGUCUUGACCUCUCUAUGGAUGUGUCUUGACCUCUCUAUGGAUGUGUCUUGACCUCCUAUAUGGAUGUGUCUUGACCUCCUAUAUGGAUGUGUCUUGACCUCUCUAUGGAUGUGUUUGUGUCUUGACCUCUAUAUGGAUGUGUUUGUGUCUUGACCUCUAUAUGGAUGUGUCUUAACCGCUAGGCUUAGGUGAUACCACGGUAUAAAGGUAUAUUUAGAAAUACCGACGUUCAAUAUAGUUUUUUGGGAGGGGUGGGUACCCCACUGCUUAUAACCAUAAGAUAAGUAUAGAAAUCUAAAUGUCAAGAUCAAGCUUCUUGGUUACAGCAGAGACAUUCAAACCCCUCCUGGAUCAAGAUCUGUGUUGCCUAAAUAUGUUUUGUGGGUAAAAAAAAAAAAAAAAAAACAUUUGGUAAUACCGUCUACCCCGGUAUGGCACAGAAACAAUAUGAUGGUAUGAAUAUCUGGAUACCGCCCAACCCUAUUAACGGCUGUGUGUGUGUGUGUGUGUGUGUGUGUGUGUGUGUGUGUGUGUGUGUGUGUGUGUGUGUGUGUGUGUGUGUGUGUGUGUAUCAGGACCUGUUAUACAGGCGGGCUCGGGCCCUGGCUGACUAUGAGAACAGUAACAAGGCUCUGGACAAGGCCCGGCUGAAGAGUAAAGACAUUACUCUGGCUGAGGAGCACCAACAACAAUGUCUGCAGAAGUUUGACAAGCUCUCCGAGUCGGGAAAAAGAGGUGUGUAAUGCCAGUCGAAACAGUUCGCAUAUAUUAUGACAUUUUGUGACGUUUUGGUGUUCGGCAGUUUUUUGGGGGGCUGUUCGCGCCCACAAUAUUUGUUCGGUAGCCAAAGUAUACGCUCCUUCCUCGGUGAUUGGUCAACAGUAGGGGUGGGCGGUAUGGACAGGAUUCUUUGAUUAACGAGAGAGAGUGGCGAGGGUAGCGGCAGAUAGGAACUACUGUCUGCAGUGCACUACUAGUUUUCAUGCACAUUUAUCACUCGAAGUACUGCAUUAAACCUCUACAUUUGUAAAAUUGCGCGACUAUGACCUCCUCGGAAAAAAACGUAAACAUUUAUUACAGAUUUCCUGAUUUAUCUUAGAUUAAUAUGGACUAUUUUGAGGAAGUGUUUACUGGCUUAUGAUGUUUCUACGGCGUCUCAAGAGGAACAAACAACGGUAGGAUUUCUGCUAGGAGCACAUCGAACCUAUGGAUACGAAUGCCUUUAGACAGGAUGAAUGUAGGUUUGGGCUAACGUUUUCUAACAUAGUACAGUGAGUACUAACAGCAUGGUGUUCUCUUCCCAGAGCUGACCAGUUUUAAGGGCAGGAGAGUGGUGGCUUUCCGUAAGAACCUGAUAGAGAUGGCAGAACUGGAGAUCAAGCAUGCUAAGGUGAGUCGGACUGUCUAGUGAGGUGACUAUCUGCAGGUGGUGUUACCCGCUAGACCAGCCCCAAACACAACGCUCUACGUUGUUGUUGGAAAGAGGAUACCUGGUCAGUUGUACAACUGAAUGCAUUCAACCGAAAUGUCUCCCGCAUUUAACCCAACCCCUUUGAAUCUCCAUUAUUCGAAGUCCACGUCAUCGGCGCCCGGGGAGCAGUUGUUGUCUGGGGGUUAGCUGCCUUGCUAGAGGUUCAUGUUAUGUGGUAGUGAAUAGGCUUUUCUGGUAUACCGGGUAUUUGGAAAAAGCCACGGGAUGGUUUUUCAAUACCGUUGAAACUAUUUAUUUGAUGUUUUUUAAUACAUUUGAAAAUGUGUAGCUACUUUUUAAGUAAAUACUGUACCUAUAGUCAACUUGUGCCAUACGUUAGGAGAUAAAGAAGAUUACGUUCUUCAUUUCACCCGUCACGUCAUUUUUUGAUUAUGAAGCUUCCGGUAGUCCCCAGUCACGUGGUGUUUUGUUUACAAGCACACAAUGAAGAGAGACCAGAGCCUUGUGAGUCACUCACUGUUGAGCAGCAUGCGCCAGGUGAUCCAAUUACAGUAUGGAAUUCACAACUAAAUGCUUGACAGCUAGAUAUCUUAUAACUAUUAAAUUAACUUAAUGCUCUGUAGUUGUGCAUUUGGUUUGCUAAUUUAGUAGUUAGUUAGCUAUCUAGCUAAGUGGUUAGCUUCCUCCAAAAUCAAGCAUUCACUUGCUAACAGCAGAGAAUCCCCUCCUGGAUCAAGAGCCUUGCCGUCUAAUAUUAGUUUUGUGGGUGCAGCAAACUGUGAGUAGCAUUUUUGAGUUACUUGUAUAGGUUAGGUCAUAGACUGUAAAAGGUUUGCAAUGCGCUCGUCAGCAUUUAGGUAGCAUUCUCUAUGGGAUCAGUGGGGUUUGAAAACAGCGCCCCUUGUGUUCAGUGCCGGUAUUACUGAAUAUCCCGGUAUGGCACAAGGUCGGUAUGAAGGUAUGACAAUCCGCCCAAGUCUAGUAGUGGUUCAUGUUAUGUGGUCGUGGUGUGUAUGUAUAUAUUGUGCCCCAUUCCUUGUGAAAUGUCUGUUGUUUUUGUGGUUGUUGUCAUGGAUAUGAUACUGAUAUCGCUGUUCUCUCUGUUUUUCCCAGAACAACAUGUCUCUGCUGCAGGGCUGCAUUGAGCUUCUCAAGAGCAGCUGAGCCACCGGUCUCCUAGCAACCCUCCCAGACCACCAGACCAGACCACUGGCCAGCUAGCCUGGGCGCCAGACUGUUUGUGCUCUCUUGCAACUCCUUAUGGAAUCGUCAUGCAAAACAAUGACUGGAGUAGGCAAAAUCACAAACUGAUCUGGGACCAGGAUACUGACCAGCAACCUUUUUGAGAAGGAAACCUGGAUACCCCUGCUCUCUCCACCCCACGUGUGUCAAACUCAUUCCACGGAG
This is a messenger RNA of Coregonus sp. 'balchen', 21035 nucleotides long. The record is from the annotation of a GenBank genome assembly. Lineage: Eukaryota; Metazoa; Chordata; Actinopteri; Salmoniformes; Salmonidae.